Drosophila suzukii is the source of this 1335-nucleotide messenger RNA. Lineage: Eukaryota; Metazoa; Arthropoda; Insecta; Diptera; Drosophilidae. The record is from RefSeq and is a predicted model, not a curated record.
GACUUUUGCAAAAAUCUAUUUGAUAUAAAUUAGAGAAAUAUUUUUUUAACUGUUGUACAAUUAAUUUAAAACGUUUAUGUAUUUUUAAAAUGUCCGGUUUGUAGAAAACUGUUUGUUUAAAUGUUUUAAAUUUGAGUAAAUUAUUUGUUUAAGAUUUAAAGUAGCGGCACUUGUCUAAAAAUACAGAUAAAGAAAAUAUAUUUAAAGAAGUCGCUUACAGCUUUCCAACUCAAAGAUAAAACAAUACUAUAUUUUUAUCAAUAUUAUAAAUCCGUUAAACGAUCAACACAAAACAAAACCAAAAGUGAUUGAUAAAGUCGUUUGUAAAUAAAAUCACCACAAAUAUUUUCAUAAUAUUUUAAACAGUAACUCAGUCGAAAGAUGUGUUUUAAUCUGGUGUCAGACAAAUGAAAAAGAAAUUCCCUGCUCCACAGCAAAAACCUGUAAGCCGCAUGUAAAAAUUCGAUCCGCUUACAUUUGAUGGCCCCGUGACGAAUGUAAAAGCAGCCAUGAAAAUGCUGGGCCCGAAACACGACCCAUAAACGGAAAACGGGGAGUGGGCCAUAAAAAGGUUUGGCCCUCGUGCUGGAAGUGAGGCCUGAAGUCCGUUCGGUUUAUGGUCAAUUAGAGAGCGCCUCAUUUGCAUCGGUCUCGGCAUGGCCAAAUGCGAAUGUCCCCUCGGUGUGGGCCUGGUUUCAUUGAUGUUGGCCAGCUCCCUCGACGCCACUUGGACUUGGAGGUGUUUAUACAAGGAAUUCCCAGUGGACGUUGAAAAGAUCAAGGGCGGCUGGUAUGUUUAUGCGACCAAUCCAGAGAGAAUAAAAGUGUGCUACUUUGAAGAUCUGGAUCUCUACUGGACUAGGAUCACCCAAACGGACUAUGAUAACUAUGCUGUGGAACUCCACUGUUCCCUUCCCUGGAUGCGGCACCAAAUGGCCAUCUACACCCGGCAGGAGAAACCCAAUGAAAAGACUCUCGAAGAUAUCGAAUCGUACUUAAAAUCGGUCCACCUGACCAUCAAAAACUUUACCCUAAUCCGGCAGAAAAAGAACUGUCGGUCACAGAAGCCUCCGAUUAUGCAGCGCUGGCAUUUGUCCCGAUACCUUUACAUGGAUUAUAAUCCGGUUUACGUCAAGCCCUUGGUGGAGAACGAAAACAUCUGAGCCAGUCAUUGUAUCGCAUCUCUCCUCUCCAACCGGCAACUUUCUUUGGGCACAAAUUUACAUAUGCCAAAUUUGGUACAAAUAUGCCAAUGUCCGACCAACGAAUUUCUUAAAACAAAGAACGAACAUUAAAUAAGACCGAAACAGAGAUGCUCUGUGAAAUAAAAAUGAU